Messenger RNA from Macrobrachium nipponense, 6078 nucleotides. Its product is annotated as zinc finger protein 729-like. Bases 518 to 5944 code for a protein of 1808 amino acids. Lineage: Eukaryota; Metazoa; Arthropoda; Malacostraca; Decapoda; Palaemonidae. Gene Ontology annotation, molecular function: DNA-binding transcription factor activity, RNA polymerase II-specific. Gene Ontology annotation, cellular component: nucleus. The record is from RefSeq and is a predicted model, not a curated record. Gene Ontology annotation, biological process: regulation of transcription by RNA polymerase II. The transcript has 2 exons.
AAUCCCAAAGAAAGGCCACAAAUAAACUAUAAAUUACCGUAAUCGGUAAAGGAUAAAUCUAAUUAUAUGGAAAGGGUAAGGAACAAACUCAAAUUGGUCUACCAAUAUGAGAAAGAAGGACGAUCGUGCUGUCAAGUGACAUUUGCCGCGAAAUGGAAGAAGAAGAAGAAGAAGAGGCAGCACAGGAGGAAAAGAUCUGUUGUUGUUGAUAUUCUUCAGCGACGAAGUAAAUAGACACAAGAGGAUAUUUUUUCCUCCAUUUUGCCAGCUUAUCUUAUCAAGAUUCCUUCACAAAUGACGAGAUGUUUUCUCCUUCGUCAAGACUGUGUAUGGUAGACAAGUUGAUGGAAUUGAAGAAAUCACCAGGGAUUGCUCUUUUGCAAUGUAAUAACUGGACAUGAAGAGGUUGGAAGUGUGGUAAAGAUACUGAUACAGUGGACUUCUGUAAAAUUUAUUGUUGUCUAGACAGUCAGUCUCUGCAAAUUUCUCAUCAACGUAGCCUCACAUACAUAGAACAAUGUCUAAGAUAAAUAGUAAGACCAGUGCAGUUCCUGCAAAGGAUGUCAAAGUGCCAGAAAUUGUUUCUGACCGAAAGGUUUUUCUUUGGAAUGGUAAAGCAACUGAUAAUCAGAAUCGAGAACACCCAUGGUACCUUUUCCCCGAGAAGGACAUAGAUGAUUUGAGUUUUGGUAGUGAUUCUGAUUCAUUCAGUACAUCAGAGGAUGAAGGAAAUGCAACUGGGGAUAAAAUUGGGGUCAUAAAACAGGAAGAUGGUCUUAGUGAAAGUCUUUCAGCUGCAGAGGGUGAUAAAAAACCUCAUAGUUGCACAGUGUGUGGGAAAGAGUAUAAAAAGAAAGGUCACCUAGAACGUCACAGUUUGAGACAUUCUGAAGGGAAUAAUAGUAGCAUAUCAAAACUUCAUAAAUGCCAGCAUUGUGAUUAUCAGGCUUCCCGCAUUGGAAAUAUUAAGAAGCAUAUGUUAAUUCAUUCGGGCGAACGUCCUUUUAAUUGCCAUCUUUGUGAAAAGUCCUUCAGACAAAAAGCUCAUUUGAAAGAUCACAUGCGAUCUCACUCGGGGGAGCGAGAAUUUGAAUGUGAUGAUUGUGGGGCCACCUUUGUACAGAAGUCAUCUUUGAAAUUACACGAGAAGAAACACACUGGUAUACGGCCUUAUUCUUGUCAUAUUUGUGAGCGUUCAUUUUUUGAAAAUCAGCAUCUUACAAACCACAUGAGAACACAUACAGGGGAAAAGCCCUAUCAGUGUGAAACUUGUGGGCAAACUUUUUCAACUUUUAGAACUCUCAAGACUCAUCGGAUGAUUCACACAGGAGAGAGGCCUUACAAAUGCGAGAUAUGUGGAGUGAGUUUUCGAGAGAAAUCAACAUUACAGAAACACAAAGGUGUCCAUAUUAACAUUGGCCCAUUCCCGUGUACUGAAUGUGGGAAAGAGUUUUCACGGUUGGCUAGUUUAUCAUUACAUAAGAAAAUUCACCUUCCAGUUGGUGGUAAUGUGCCGUUACAGUCUGGAACAUCCAACCGUAACUAUAACGUCAGACCCAAAACAGAGAGUUUUGAUGAGAAAAAUGAAAAAGCAGGAGGAGGAAAGGGAAAUUCACAUAGUAGUAAGCAUAAAGCACAGACUGCACAGCCAAACAGUCCUUGCACAGUUGAUUCUGUCGUGACUGCCACAACAUCGUCUAAGCGUGCCGAAGCGAAGUCCACCAACAGAAAUUUAUUUUCAACUUUAGAAUCUGAAGGGGAAAUCAGAGUGAAUGCAGAUUUCCAUAACUCAGCUUCAAGUAAAGUUGUUAAGAAUACAAUUGGUUCUGGAAGCUCCAAAAAAAGUGCAGUCUCAGAAAACAUUCAGAAACCUUCAGAGAAUGUUACACCAUCACUGGGAAACAUAGCUCAUCCGGACCAUGUUCGACAAGCUUUGGAAUUUGGAACUGUUGUGAAGACUAAGGAUGAGGAUGGUAAUGAACUUAUUAUUGUUUUACCUGCUAUUCUGAGUAACCGGGACAUCAUCCUUACGUCCCCCAAAACUGAAACCGUCGUGCCUCUUAAAAACAGGCCGUCUUCACAGAAGCUGACAGAACAACUCCUCCCAAAAGCUGCUGGGAAUGGGAUCUCAGUGUCAACCAAAGCCAUUCAUAAAUUCCCUAAAGAUGAGGCAGAGAGUCAAGAAACCGAUUGUGAGCUAGAGCUAGAUGGAGCUGGACACUCCAGUGAACAUUCUUCAGAUGAAGGUAAUUUAGACAUUGAAAUAUUUACUUCCACUUCAGUUGAUGAAGAUCCACUUGCUGUCAAGGAAGGGGGUUUUGGGGGGAGAAUAAUACAGGAAGACAUUCAUUCAGAAAGCACUGGUCUUCUUCUUUGGGAUGAAGAUGUGGAUCCUGAUCCUGUCAGUGAAGUUACGUAUGUGAUAGAAGAGGGUCAGAAUGAUCCAGUUUCUAUUUUUCAGUCAAUGAAUCAUUCUGAAGGUGUGAAAGUAAUUCCACUAAAUCCAAAGGGGAAAAGUGUGAGAACGACUGGUAAUGACAGUGACAACGUUGGGACCGAACUAAUUCCGGGUGCCUCUCCAAGAAGGCGAAAAAGAGGUAUUUCUCACGAAGAGAAAAGAAAGCUUCCUCGAAGACUGAAAGAAAGAAAAGAAAAAUCCAAGCAAAUUCGUGAAUGUAAACAAUGUGGAAAGAUUUGCAAGAGUUCAUCUAACCUCAUUUCCCACAUGCGCACUCACUCGGGCGAGAGACCGUAUUACUGUGAUGUUUGUGGUGUGGGUUUUAAGCAGAUUGCUCACCUAAGGUCUCACGUAAGGAUCCACACCGGGGAGAAGCCGUAUGUUUGCAAUCUCUGCGGUGCAGCAUUUACCCAGUCAUCUCGACUAAACUCUCACAAGAAGAGUCAACAUAUAGAAGGCAGAAAACCCAAGGAAAAAGCAGUCAGGGAAUGCAAGAUAAGAAAUUUUUAUUGUCCCAUUUGUGAAAAGACAUUUUUAGAUGAGUGCUUCAAGAGAGAGCAUAUGGAGCAGCAUCGGACAUUAGCUGACACAGGCCUUAUAAAGACUGAUAAAAAAGUUGCAGAGUUCCAGUGCGAUGUGUGUGGAAUAGUAUACAGUAAUAAAGCUACAUUCAACAAGCACAAAUUGCAGCAUUCAGAUAACAAACUGAUAUGUGAAGUGUGCGGAUGCUCAUUUGGCAACAUAUCUGCCUUGCAAAGUCACAGCAUGAUUGUGCAUCAUGUAAAAGUAGAAACAGACAACACCCCUGGUAUGUAUAUUAAUGUUAAAAUAGGAAAAGAGCAGGAUUUUAUAGUUGUCAACCCUUCAGUGAAGAGCAUUUUGCAUGGAAGCAAUGCUAGCAAUUCUGAAGGAGAGAGGGUGACAAAGUUUGAUGAUGAUAUGGAGGCGAACCCAAAAAUACCAAUUAUUCAGUUAACAGAGACUUUGGACGGCCAAGUUGAGAGUAAAAUCGUGGGUGAUUCAGUAACGAGCAACGACGAAUUCGACAAUAUGAAAGUGGUUCAUGUCAACAAAGGAAUAAAGGAUGAACCGUUAACAGCAGUUGAUUCUGAUUCCUUUGAUUUGACAAAAGUCAAUGAGUAUUUGGAAAAGUCUGGUGACUUAAAACUUCCUACCCCUAGUGAUUACUUAACUGAAGAGAGCCUGCUCGAAUUGAAAGCUUCUCCCAAUAAGAAGCCUAGGUUGAAAUUUGAUUACAUAAAUUCUGAAGGGAAGAAAGUCUGGAAAUGUACAUUAUGUCCCAAAGUAUUCUAUCAGUCUUCUAACCUUCAUUGUCACAUGAGGUUACACACUGGUGAGAAACCAUACAAAUGUAAUGUGUGUCCUAAGGCCUUUAAGCAGAUUACCCAUCUUAAGGAACACAUGCAUAAGCAUACAGGGAUGAAGAGUUUUGGUUGCACAACGUGCGGAGCCCAUUUUACGCAGAGAGGAGCUGUGAAACGACACAUCAGUGUCAUUCAUGACGGGAAAGGAGACAUUGAAAGGGUGAAAAGCUUUUCUGCGAGAAAGAAAAACUUGGGGAAGACUGCGUGUUUGUUUAUUCGCACAAGGUCCACGAAGCUGAAAGAAGAAGUGCACCCCUCAACGCCAAAAUCAGAAAAGUGUGACGUGUGUGGAAAGGAAUAUACCUUGAGUUACAUGAAGAGCCACAAGAGGUGUCAUACCGGUGAGAAACCAUUCAAGUGCAAACACUGCAAAGUGUCUUUUAGACAGAAGUCUCAUUUGAAGUCCCAUCUUGUUUGCCACACAGGUAAAAGGCCUUUUGUGUGUAGUCUGUGUGGGACCUCAUACAUGCAGUUAGUGAGACUGAGAAAGCAUAAAGAGUCUUGUAGUGGGAAGGGAGUCCUUUAUUGUAAGAAGCAAACAUCAAGAAAAAUAGAAGGGAAAGAAAAUGUUAAACGUGUCCAUUUUGAGUUACAAAGUAUUCACCAGGCUGAUGCUGAGAAUGAAAGUGGAACAUCCAAAAGACCGUCUUCUGCAGAAGUUCCUCCACAUGAAAAUGAAGAUACUACUUCCGUUUUGUUUAGCGACAGUGAACUUUCUUAUGACAGUGAUGCUAUACCGUAUGAAGAUGAAAGUGAUGGAGAAAUUGUCAUCUCUAGGAAACUUGGAAGGAAAGAAACACAAAAAACAGAAGAAGGAGAAUUUCCAUCAGUUGAGAGUGACAAAACUGACAAGAUUUCAAAGAACUCCAAGGAGCAUUGUGAGAACAAUUGCGAAAAUUCUGACUUGGGCAUUGUGUGCAAACUUUGUGGCGCAAAUUUCAGGAGGAAAUCUGCAUAUAAUUUUCAUUAUAAGAUGAAACAUGCAAGUGGUAAUGAGGAUAUGAGUGAAGAUGAUGGUGACGAUGAAACUAGGUCCAUUUUUCGUAAGGACGUAGGGGCUCAAAGCCUUUCAAAAUCAGUUUCUAGUGUGAAUAAAUUUAUGAUGAGUGUAAUUGACAUAACAGGGUUUAAAAAAGGAAAAGUUCCCAGGGAAUUUAAAAAUAAGAGAAAUAGGAGCCAACAAAAAGAGCACCUUACAUUAAAUAAAAAAAGUGUGAAAGUGGGCCGUGUCCAAAAAGGAAAAAAUUUAGACAGUCAUAGCCCUAAUGUGUUGGAAGCACUAGGCUCCAAAAGCAAUGGUAAAUCAAAGUUUUUGUGUGCUGUUUGCAAUCUGUCCUUUGGGGAGUCGUCAUUAUUAAAGUCACACAUCAAUUGUGAGCAUUCGGUUGCAAGCAAAGGGGAUGCAUUUGAAGGAGCAACCGGAGGGCGACAUAAGCAAGAUAGUGGUUCUCCAGCCAAAGUGAACUUUCUUGGUGCUUUGGAACUCUCAGAUAAUUGUGAAAAUAUGUCAUAUCAGAGGAAUCCUAUCACUUCAGCUACCAGUGCUUCAAGUCUAACUGGGGAAGAAAGGGAACCUCCUUAUAUUUGUGAUGACUGUGGAAAAGCAUUUACUCGUUCGUCAAAACUGAAACACCACGUUUCAAUGUGGUGCAAAGGUCAAAAUUCAAAGUCUUCAACGCGUCAAAAUUCAAAGUCUUCAACGCAAGUUCCUGUGACAUCAAAACCGACCGGAAAACAUAAAACUUUAAGUAAGCCGAGGGUUUUGGGACAAAACGAGAAAGAAAAGAAUGAAGCAAACAGUGCCGAAAAUAAUGAUAAUUCUGUGAAAAGUGAUGAUGUGCCUGACCCACUGAAUUUUGUUGAAACUGUGAUAUGUAAUAGUAGUAUAAGCGAGGUACAAAAACAACAAAAAGACAAUGCUGACCAGAUUGUUGAUUUAGAAAACCCAUCUGUGGUUGACUGUGGGAAAUUAGGAAUUUCUUGUACAGAUCAAGUGACUGAAGGUUUCAGGUGCAGCAAAUGUAAAUCAAUAUUUAAAUACAAAUUGAACUUGGUAGCUCACCUAAAGAGACACAAAAGUGAGAAUCUUUCCUCUUGUUGAGGCUGCUUGUAGAUACUUUCAUGUUUAUUCCUUAAAACUUUUGUUCAUAACUAUGGAUAAUACUGUAUUUGUUCUUGUAAAAUAUCCUUUGUAAAUACUUUUCUGCAAUUGCCUUUAAAUAUAUUUAUUAUUUA